AUGACCGACUCAAACGGCCUAGCCACCUUCGACACCAUUUAUCCCGGCUGGUAUAUUGGCCGAGCCACUCACAUUCAUCUGAGAGUUCGUUUCGGCGGAGUGAUUGUCAACUCAACUGGCUUCUAUUUAGAGGGGCACAUCUCACACACUGGCCAGCUCUUUUUUAACGAAACACUCACUGAUCUCAUUGCUACUCAGGCUCCGUACAGCAGUCACAAUAUCACACGAACGAGAAUUGAUACCGAUGGUAUUUACCAACAGUCAAAUGGGGCCCUGCAACUGGUCUCGAUUCAAUACAAAAAUCCAACGGUUGGAUUACGCGAAGGAUUAGUUGGAAUAGUAACAGUUGGCGUACAUUCAAGUAGUACGCCUGAUAAUAACAAUAUGGGUGGAGGAGGAACAAGACCGCCGCCGUUUAUUGCUUCGUUAUAUUUUACAUUUGGUGAAUGUUAUGUAUAUUUGAAGAAUUAUAAAUUAGCUAUUGAUUAUUAUACAAGAGCAAUUUCAAUUGAAGUUGAAAGUAGUCAAAUCAAUUAUAAACGUUUAGAAUAUAUUGAUAAAACUAUAGUUAAAUGUAUUGAAAGUCAUCGAUAA
Didymodactylos carnosus is the source of this 594-nucleotide messenger RNA. The record is from the annotation of a GenBank genome assembly. Lineage: Eukaryota; Metazoa; Rotifera; Eurotatoria; Philodinida; Philodinidae.